Molecule: messenger RNA, 5178 nt
Organism: Parasteatoda tepidariorum (common house spider)
Lineage: Eukaryota; Metazoa; Arthropoda; Arachnida; Araneae; Theridiidae
Product: endoribonuclease Dicer
Biological process (GO): rRNA processing; pre-miRNA processing; apoptotic DNA fragmentation
Cellular component (GO): RISC-loading complex; nucleus; cytoplasm
Molecular function (GO): ATP binding; protein binding; ribonuclease III activity
Source: RefSeq, a predicted model, not a curated record
CUUCUAAUUGAAUAUUUUUGCUGCAUCAUUUGCUGCUACUUGGAAAAUGUUCAAUAUCUACUUUUUCAUCAGCUAUUACAUUUAUUUGACUGAAAAAUAUCCGUAUUUGUUUCGAUUUGACCGUUUCUUCAGACAUUAGUUUCAUUUUCAUUUGUCCGCUACGGAGUAGAAGAUGCUGCCUUAACAAGGACCAUUUUCAGUUGCGCCAUUAAAAUAUAGCGAUGGCAACUAACGAAGAUCCAGAUCAUGCUAAUAAGAAACUACGCACCACCGAAGAACGAAAUGACUCAGAAUCAUUCCUUGCUCGUGAAUAUCAGAUUGAAAUAUUGGAGGAAGCAAUGAGAAAAAAUACGAUUGCUUGUUUGGGUACAGGAACUGGAAAGACAUUCAUCGCAGUCUUAUUAAUUAGAGAGAAUGCAAAUGAAGUCAGAAUACCUUUUGAAGAAGGAGGGAAACGAAUAUUUUUUCUUGUUCCUACAGUUCCUCUUGUCAAUCAGCAGAAAUUAGUGAUAUCCAAACAUACUGAUCUGAAGGUGAAAGGUUUUUUUGGUGAAAUGCAAGUGGACAGCUGGAGUAUCGACGACUGGCGGAAGGAAUUCAUCGCCUCCGAAGUAUUAGUGAUGACAGCCGAAAUAUUCAGGAUAAUCCUCGACCACGCCUUCAUUUCUCCCAAGCAAAUACAGCUCCUAAUAUUUGACGAGUGUCACAGAGCACAAAAAGACCACCCUUACAGGCAGGCUAUGAAGUACUUGCACGACAAGCAGGAUGAACUGCCUAGAAUUUUUGGUCUCAGUGCUUCUCUGCUGAAUGGAAAGUGCAAACCUACUCAGUUGGAAAAACGACUGAAGGAGCUGGAGGCCACUAUGUUGUGCGGCAUCACGACUGCCAGCGACAUCGCAGAGCUGCAGAAGUACGGAACAGAUCCCGACGAGUAUGUUGUGUAUUUUUCCAGCUACGUAGAAACUGCCGCCAAUCUUAUGAACCAGAUAGAGAAAGUUACCGCAAACUUGAAAAACGAUAAGGCCGUUUCCGAAUCACAGUUGACUUUCGAGGGCCCGCUGCUGUCGGACGAAUUCGACGUCAUUUUCUUCGAUAAACCAGUAAAGUGUUUGAACUCUUUGCGCGAGACUCUGAAGGUGUUGGGCCCUUGGUGUACUUAUAAAGCGGCUGAAAUAUAUUUGCGAGAAAUUAAAUCGCUACUACAACGUCCCUUUUCUGACAAGUACAAGGACAGUUUAGAAAUUGUUUAUAAAUUUUUAGGAUACGUGAUGUCUCAAUGUUUAAUUUUGAAUGGGAACACAUUAGAAAUUCGUGAGGCGUUCCUUCCUGAUAAACUGAAAAGACUUCUACAAAUAUUUGUGGCAGCAAGGAACUGUGAAAGAAUUUCAAAUCCUGCCGUGGAUAAUGUCGAAGUAGAUUAUGAUUUUCUACAUUUACUCAAAUCACCGAAGAGGAUAAAAAGCAAGGUUCAAAUUUCGUCCAUAAUUUUUGUCAAACUACGAAUAACAGCGUACGUUUUAUGCGAAUGGUUGAAAGAAAUAAAAACAGCACACUCAGAUCUCGACUUUUUAAAACCCGAUUUUAUUGUGGGCCACGGUAGCUUGGGUCUCACUGAAACAGCUAUGUCGGAAAAACUGCAGAGAAAGAAAGUGCGUGCCUUUAGAAAUGAGGAUUGCAAUGUUUUGGUGGCAACAUGUGUUCUCGAAGAAGGAAUGGACAUAAGGCAGUGUAAUGUCGUCGUCCGGUUUGAUCUGCCUCCUGAGUUCCGAUCGUACGUGCAGUCGAAAGGACGUGCGAGAGCGAAAAACUCCAUUUAUGUUUUGAUGGUUGAAGAUGGACUGGAAAGCUCUAAAUUUCUUCAAGACGUGUGCAAUUUCAAAACUAUUGAAAAGCUGCUCCUGUCCAGAUGUUACAAACGUAGUCUACCUAGUGAAGAGGAUAUUUCAGAAGUCAUGGCAGACAAUAUAAUUGCACCUUAUAUGCCUUAUGGAGUGAGCGGUCCUCGAAUCACUAUGACCUCUGCUGUCUCUUUGAUUAACAGGUACUGUUCAAAUCUUCCCUCUGAUAUGGCAACUAAGUUAGUACCUCGUUGGACCAUCCAGAAAGUGGAUCCUUUAUUGCUGGAAUCGGAAUAUGUGUGUGAGCUCAAAAUGCCCAUCAAUUCUCCCCUAAGAAAAACCAUCAUUAGUGAACCUAUGAGGAAAAUGAAAUUGGCUAAAAUGUCUGCUGCCCUAAAAGUCUGUCAAGCGCUUCAUGAUAUUGGAGAAUUGAAUGAUCAUUUAGUUCCCAUCAGCUGCCUAGUUGAGAAAGCUUUAGAUGAGGAGUUAGGAGAUAUUGAGAAGGAAGAAACUGAGGAUGGAACCAUACCAGGAACAAACAGACGGAGACAACUUUACGAUAAACAUGUACCUAUUUUUCUGCAAAAUGCAAGGCCCAUUGCUGACAUACCUUGCUAUCUGCAUGUGAUCAACAUGACUCUCAUUAAUCCCCUCCCGAAUGUUUUGAAUCCUCGUGGGAGACCUAUCAUAGACCCUCAGCAGACCUCUAGAAGCCUAGGAUUGCUCUGCUCCUCAAAACUCCCUCCUGUGAAUGAGUUUCCUGUUUUCACAAAAUGUGGCAAAAUCAUGAUUGGAGUGAGUCUCUUGAAUCGUCCACUCUUUCUGUCUGCAGAAGAGAUCCAAAGGAUUGAGGAGUUUCAUAGAUUUUUAUUCUCUGAUGCCCUCCGCCUGGAAACAGGAGGGAAAACAUUUGAUCCUGGACAGCAUUCCUACUACAUCCUGCCCACCAAUAUUAACCAAAGAAAUCGGAAGAUGGAAGUUGAUUGGGAUUUUAUCUACUCUGUCAAAGACAAUAUAUAUCACGAGCAGCUCAAAGGGUCUAAAAACUCUCACAAUGUUUUCGAUGAAAAUUUAUUUCGUGAUGCCGUUUUGCUCCGUUCCUAUAAAUUGAAGACGGGAGAACGCCCUACGCUUCAUUACGUGAUGAGGAUAAUGAAAGAGCUGACACCAAACAGUAUUUUUGAUCCCAAAACAGGAGAAACCUUCAAAUAUUUCUAUAAAACUGAGUACGACGUUGAUAUAGUGGAUGAGAACCAGCCCUUAGUCGAGACGGUUCAAUAUGCAUCCACGCAUCUUUGGAAGCCUAUUUAUUUGUCACCCAAAGAGGUGUUUGAAGAUUCGUCCGAGUUGAGCAAGUCGAAACAGAGAAGGAGAGACUAUCACGAGUACUUAGUCCCUGAACUGUGUUUCCGUCACCCAUUCCCUGCCUCUUUUCUGUUCCAAGUCCUGUGCUUGCCCACCGCCCUGUUUCGUCUGAAUGGCCUCCUGUUGGCUGAAGAAAUAAGGCAAGCUGUGUCCAAUCAGAUGAAAGUCGGUGGUUCGGCUGAACCGCAGUCAUGGAGACCGUUCCAUCUGGAAACGAGUGACAAAACACUCAGAGAGUAUCUCUUUCGUAACAAACUUCUCGAUAGAAUAAAUCCUGCGGACGUUAUUGACCGUAGAGACGUCGUUAAAAAAGGGAAUUAUAUUGUAAGUUUUGAAAUAAAGGAGGAUUUAAGUUUAAAAUAUUGCCCUAGCCCCAGCAUGUUGCUCCAAGCGUUGACCACCAAGAGUGCCGGAGACGAAUUCGAUCUCGAACGCCUAGAAAUGAUAGGGGAUUCGUUUUUGAAGUAUGUCAUGUCUAUAAAAGCAUACAUGAAAUAUCAAAACUUUGACGAGGGGAAACUGACGUUAUUCAGAAGCAGGUUGAUACAGAAUUUGAACUUGUAUCAGAAAGCAAAAAAGAAGGGUCUGGGUGAAUACAUGACCACAACUACCUUUAGCUGUAGUAGUACCUGGCUACCCCCUUGCUACACCAUAGAGGAGCAAAUAGACAAGAAGUCUAUCCUUGUAAAAAAGGAGAGGGAGAAAAUUACAGAUGAAGUUCUGAGUCCCGAAGUAAAUCAGCAUAAGUACUUCACAAAGCAGGUGGUUUCAGACAAAUCUGUUGCGGACAGUGUGGAGGCCUUGAUAGGUGCAUAUCUACUCACGAGUGGUCCGAAAGGAGCUCUUAAAUUCAUGUCGUGGCUAGGCUUGAAGCCACUCCUCAGCGAAACGGACGAUUUCGAUAAUUGGCCGCCUACUCCGUCCAAUCCCAUUCUACCGGACGCCGUCCGACCGGAGCAACGCAUCGCUGGUUUCACCAGUGGUUUUGACAGAUUUGAGAAAAAAAUCGGCUAUACUUUCAAAAAUAAGGCCUACCUUCUGCAAGCCUUCACGCAUCAGUCGUAUCAUUACAACGACAUAACGGAUUGUUAUCAGAGACUUGAGUUUUUGGGAGAUGCUGUUCUGGAUUAUUUGAUAACGCGCCAGUUGUAUGAAGAUCCCCAUGAUCACUCCCCUGGGAAAUUGACUGACCUUCGCUCUGCGCUUGUGAAUAAUAUAUUUUUUGCCUCCUUAGCUGUUGCCUUCAGUUAUCACGAGUUCUUGAAAAUUGCCUCUCCCAACCUUUUCAAGCUUAUGUCACACUAUAUUGAACUAUUGGAAGAUACACAGGAGUUUAAAGACUUUCAAAAAGAUUUGUAUUACUUAAAAGAAGUGGAAUGUUUUGAACUGGAGGAGGUUGAAGUCCCUAAAGCUUUAGGAGAUGUUUUUGAAUCUGUUGCUGGUGCAAUCUACCUUGACAGUGGGAUGUCAUUAGAUGCCGUGUGGAAUGUCUACUUCCCAAUGAUUAAGCCAUCUCUGGAUCAUCUUACAGAAUAUGUUCCAAAGUCUCCCAUCAGGGAAUUAUAUGAAAUGGAGCCCAAGUUGAUGUUUGGGAAACCUAUCAAUCUAAAGACUGGCAAAACAAAGAUUGAAGUAUUUUUACCAAAUGGCAAUAAAUAUGAUGGAGUGGGUCCCAACAAGAAAGUCGCCAAAAGAUCAGCAGCUAAAAGGGCGCUGGCAGAUAUGAAGAGGAUGGAUUUCUGUUAAAUUUCUCUCGUGCACUCAACACAGUGAUAUUAUUAAACAUUGUUUAAGCUUUUGAAUUAUAUUUUAUGAAAUAUUUUUAAAGCUAAAAAUAUUUUUUGUACCUUUGUUACUGUAUUUUUACUAUUGUGAGUUAUUAUUUAAAUAAAUGUUUUGAAAGUGAGUCCUGUUAAAAUUUAUGACUCAGCAACAAAUGCCUCUGAUCAUAAUAAAAUAAAUUGAAUUAAUCUAA